UAUUCGAGGUGGGCCGCGUUGUUCGCCAGCUUCAGGUGACCUGCGCGAAACAUCUCAAAUAAAAGAAACGAUGCCCUUCGAUUAUCCCGCCAUGGUACUUCAUCUUGGUAUUUUUGAAUGAAUCAUGCCCCAUGUUUAUCAUUUUUUGUUUCUUUGUGUUUUUGUUUUCUUUCUUUUUCUUUUUGUUUUUUUUACUUUCUGUGCACAGCAAUUGCUCUGAAAUUUGUGGACUGAGUGCACCAAAUACGAUAGAACAGUGGGAUACCUCAGGCCUCUACAGCUACCCUGACCAAACCAGAUCUCUGGACGGGCGUCUGCAAGUGUCUCACCGCAAAGGUCUGCCUCAUGUCAUCUACUGCCGCCUGUGGCGAUGGCCCGACCUGCACAGCCAUCACGAGCUGCGUGCCAUCGAGACCUGCGAGUACGCCUUCAACCUCAAGAAGGAUGAAGUCUGCGUCAACCCCUACCACUACCAGCGGGUGGAGACGCCAGUUCUUCCUGCUGUCCUCGUGCCAAGACACACGGAGAUCCUGACUGAGCUGCCUCCUCUGGACGACUACACCAACUCCAUACCUGAAAACACCAACUUCCCAACAGGGAUCGAGCCUCCUAACAAUUAUAUACCAGAAACUCCUCCAACGGGAUACAUCAGUGAGGAUGGGGAGGCCAGCGACCAGCAGAUGAAUCAAAGUAUGGACACAGGUUCUCCUGCGGAACUGUCACCAAGCAUACACUCGCCUGUCAAUCAUGGCAUGGACCUUCAGCCAGUGACUUACUCAGAGCCCGCGUUUUGGUGCUCCAUAGCUUACUAUGAACUAAACCAGCGGGUCGGAGAAACAUUCCACGCCUCUCAGCCUUCCCUCACCGUGGACGGCUUCACAGACCCCUCCAACUCAGAACGCUUCUGCCUGGGCCUGCUGUCCAACGUCAACCGCAACGCCACCGUGGAGAUGACCCGAAGACACAUAGGACGAGGGGUCAGGCUGUAUUAUAUUGGUGGGGAAGUGUUUGCCGAAUGUCUUAGCGAUAGCGCCAUCUUUGUUCAAAGCCCUAACUGUAAUCAGAGGUAUGGCUGGCACCCUGCGACAGUCUGUAAAAUCCCUCCAGGCUGUAACCUGAAGAUCUUCAAUAACCAGGAGUUUGCGGCACUGCUGGCUCAGUCGGUGAACCAGGGCUUUGAGGCUGUAUAUCAGCUGACCAGGAUGUGCACCAUUCGCAUGAGUUUCGUUAAAGGCUGGGGAGCCGAGUACAGACGGCAGACGGUGACAAGCACCCCCUGCUGGAUCGAGCUUCACCUGAACGGCCCCCUGCAGUGGCUGGACAAGGUCCUGACCCAGAUGGGCUCGCCCUCCGUACGCUGUUCCAGUAUGUCCUAAUCGCUGUGACCAAGCUCUCUGUCCUCUGCCUCCAAAACGACUGAUUCUACAAUCACAUCAACCGACAACUCGAAGAACAACAGACUUACUCGAGCCCCGCCCCCUCUUUCUCUUUCAUAGUAAUCGUGAGCCUUUCUCUAUCUUUGUCCUCCCGACACUGAUGUUCUCUCCGUUCGGACCUGAACGCAGCACUUGCUGUCUCAUCAGCUUCAUGCACCUUUAAUUCUCUCUUGUUUUCUUUCAUAAAUCCUCAAUAUUACAUGUAUUAGUAGUAGAAUUUGAAAUGUAUAUUGUUUUUUUAUUUUAUUUGUAUGGUUUUCGAGAAGGAGGGAAGGUGCGUAUGUUGUGUGGAAGUUCAAGAAGGCAGUAAAUAACUUCACACACUUGUAGCAGCAAGGCUUUUCCCCCCCUGAUGAAGUACAUACUCUGAUACUCUUUUAACGAUUAAUUUUCCUGGAUGCCGGUCCCAAUCCGGUCGUUCAAGGAGGUUACUUUUUCUGGCAAAAAGUCACGUUCUUUGUUUUUAUAAACGUUAUUAUUGUGUAGAUUGACACGUUAAGGCUUAAUCAUGGUUUUUGAUUUUCUUCAGUAAUGCCAAAAGAUACUUUUAUUUUAUUUUAUUUUAUUAUUAUUUUUUUACGAUUUCUUUCCCCAAACCACUAUAUAAGAAUGUUGCCUUUGAUUUGAGGUAUGCUGCUGUAAGUCAUGCUUCUUUUCUUCAAACUUAUAGAAUGUUUAACGAAAAAAAAAAAAAAAGGACCCCACGUUCAAUUCGAACUUUACGCCGCCCCUCGGAAUUAACUUUUUAUUCACUGUGGAGUGGUUUUGGAGUCUGGUUUCUUCAGAAAGUGGCUUCUUUUAGGGACUUUCGAAGGUUAUUAAAGCGUCUCGCGCAGUCCAGAUCUUUAAAAUAAAAACGACAAAAGAAUAAAAAACAAAUCCAAGUAUUUAAGCUUUAAGUGUUUAUAAACUAGGUUAUCCUUCACAAUUACAAGAUUUUGUUUCCCUUUAUCUUUCUUUUAGCUACUUUUUGUAUUUUCAUGUAUUUUUAUAUAUAAAUAUAUUUAAGAUCUUUAAAGCUCUCUUCCUUUUUAUUAGAAUUGAAUAUUUUUUUAGAUCAUGCCCUCUUUUUAAAGGAACAUGGCUUCAUAUUGAAAUGUCCUAUCAUACGAAAACGUUAUUUAGCAUGACAUUUUUAUAAGCGCAAAUAUCUUUUUUUCUCCGCUGUCUAAUUCAAGCUGUUGUCACGUUUCGCCCUGAUCUCGAACCCCCUGAAGUACAUUUGACUUUAAUUUUCUUUUAGUUGCUUUCCUCCCAUGUUCACAACACGAUACUGUAUAACCCACCGCCACUCAAAGUAUGGCUACCCGAAACCAUGGCGAUGUUCUAUUUGUUUGCAAUUGGGG
Messenger RNA from Sinocyclocheilus rhinocerous, 2782 nucleotides. RefSeq names its product mothers against decapentaplegic homolog 2-like. The record is from RefSeq and is a predicted model, not a curated record. The transcript has 9 exons. Gene Ontology annotation, biological process: anatomical structure morphogenesis; positive regulation of transcription by RNA polymerase II; activin receptor signaling pathway. The coding region runs from base 132 to 1376 and encodes 414 amino acids. Gene Ontology annotation, molecular function: DNA-binding transcription factor activity, RNA polymerase II-specific; I-SMAD binding; RNA polymerase II cis-regulatory region sequence-specific DNA binding. NCBI's taxonomy places the organism in Eukaryota, Metazoa, Chordata, Actinopteri, Cypriniformes, Cyprinidae. Gene Ontology annotation, cellular component: heteromeric SMAD protein complex.